CCGGCAUGCCCCAGCCGCUGCCCCCCACUCAGCUGUACGCGGCGGAGCGGGCGGCGGUGCUGACCUCGUGCGUGCUGUCGUCGCUGGGCUCCGGGCUCCUGGUGGGCACCCACGCCCUGUGGCCGGAGCUGCGGACCCGUCCCCGGGAGCUCCUGCUCUACCUCUCGUUGGCCGACCUCCUCUCCGCCCUCUCUUAUUUCUACGGGGUGCUGCAGGACUUCGACAGGACCUCGUGGGACUGCGUGCUGCAGGGCGCCCUGUCCACCUUCUCCAACACCAGCUCCUUCUUCUGGACCGUGGCCAUUGCCCUCUACCUCUAUGUCACCAUUGUGAGGGGCUCGCCCACGGGUGCGGGUUUGCUCUGCUGCUUCCACAUCGUGAGCUGGGGAGUCCCCCUUGCCAUUACGAUUGCAGCUGUGGCUCUGAAGAAAAUAGGCUACGAUGCUUCCAAUGUUUCUGUGGGCUGGUGUUGGGUCAACUUGGAUGCAGAGGAUCGAGUGCUGUGGAUGCUGCUGACGGGGAAAGUUUGGGAGUUACUGGCCUAUGUGACUUUGCCUGUGCUCUAUAUCCUCAUCAAAAGGCACAUUAAUAGAGCGCAUGCAGCUCUCUUAGAGUAUCGUCCCAUUCUCUCAAGUGCACCUGCUCUUCAGCCAUGGACUUCCACAGCAGACAAGAAGUUGAUUCUCAUCCCUGUCAUCUUCAUCAUCCUCCGCGUCUGGAGCACUGUGCGCUUCAUUCUGACGCUCUGCAACUCCCCUGCAGUGCAAAAUUCAGUCCUGGUUGUCCUGCAUGGAAUUGGAAACACGUUUCAAGGAGGUGCCAACUGUAUUAUGUUUGUCCUCUGCACGCGUGUGGUCCGAGCUCGGCUGCUGUCCUCCAUUUGCUGUUGUCACCACGAUGAUGUGGGUUGGCCUUGGCGAAGCCCGAGCAGCAGCCGGCAGCACGCAGACCCUGCUAAGAGUGAGGAUGUGCCAGACCCCGAGCAGACGAAGCCCCUGCUGCCCAGAACCUGAACCUCAUCUGCCCAUGUCUUGACACUGAUUCCAUCCUGCUGGGUGUGGGAUCAUCCCCGAGCCCCACAGGGGGAGCUAAAGCCUGGGGAAAAGCACUGCUGGAGCGGCUGAGUACAGUGAAGAUGUCCCACUCCUGUGGGUUCUGAUCCCUGCUGCUGCAGUCUUGGACUUUGCUCAGGAUCCUCUGGAAGAUACUUUGUGGCUCCCUCCAGCUUCCUGGUUUUUCUUCCCUCCUUCUCCUCUCGUUCCACCAUACAUCUUAAAUUGUUUGGAGUUUGGCUUUUCAGUCUGACAGGACAAAUGUGUUGUGAGUUCUGGGGUGAAUGAAUGUGGGUGUAGGGGAACUUUAGUUGCUGCUGAAUAGGACUGCCCUGGGUGUGAGUUCCAGUCCUCAUGUGUGAGCUCUGCUGGGGAGCUCUGGCCUGGCUCACACUCUUCACUUGAACAUGGACAGACAUUGGUUUGUGGUGGAGAUGGAUGGUUCCUCUUCAUGCUUUGUUCCUCCUUCUCAGUGGCCACGGGUUGUUGCCAGGGUUUGUGGUGGCUGCAUGCUUACUGCCUGCUGGGGAUGUCUGAACUCUGGGGGCAUCUGGGUGUCUUCUCACAGCAGGGAGGGUGCAUCUGCUGUGCUCUGUUCUUGGCAUGUGGGUGCCGGAUCAGAGCUGGGAAGGGUCAGCUUGUUGUUUGCUGUUUGCAGGUGCUGUUUGAACCUAUUGACAACUCCUUGUGUUUUUUUAAAAUAUUUUCUCCAACUUCUACAAAAUAAAGUUGUGUUUCUUUACCAA
Molecule: messenger RNA, 1798 nt
Organism: Lagopus leucura (white-tailed ptarmigan)
Lineage: Eukaryota; Metazoa; Chordata; Aves; Galliformes; Phasianidae
Gene: GPR157
Product: G protein-coupled receptor 157
Exons: 5
Coding region: 6-1013 (335 amino acids)
Biological process (GO): adenylate cyclase-activating G protein-coupled receptor signaling pathway; cell surface receptor signaling pathway
Cellular component (GO): plasma membrane
Molecular function (GO): G protein-coupled receptor activity
Source: RefSeq, a predicted model, not a curated record